This is a messenger RNA of Funneliformis mosseae, 578 nucleotides long. NCBI's taxonomy places the organism in Eukaryota, Fungi, Glomeromycota, Glomeromycetes, Glomerales, Glomeraceae. The record is from the annotation of a GenBank genome assembly.
AACAUAUGGAAGAUAAUUUGCACGAAUGGUGCUUAUUGGAAUAUUGUCAUAUAGCAACGGUUAUAAAUCCUCAUCAUCUAUACUUUACUAAUUUAUCCAAAUCAUCAGAAACGUUACUUAAAAUUCCUGAAAUUCUAAAAGAUGCCAAUUUUCUUACAGAAAAUGUUACAAAUAUGAAUAUAUCAAUGGAUAAAAUCUGUCUUUUAGAUCCCGCCUCUAAUCAAAUGUUAGAACCAACGGAUGGGGACACUUUUGAAUAUUUUUUAUUUGGUGGAAUACUUGGAGAUGAUCCUCCUAGAGAUCGCACAGCCGAGUUAAGACGUCUUGGAUUUCCUUCGAGAAAUCUUGGUGAGAUGCAAAUGACUACAGAUACCGCUCUAUACGUAACAAAGAAAAUCAUAAAAAUUGAUAAAACUGAAUCUGUGAUUAUGCCUUUUCGUUAUGUCGCGAUACCUGAUGCUCAUCAAUCUACUUUACAAACAACCAACAACGAAAUGAAACAAAACAUCGUCCCAUUAUUACCUUCAGGGAUGAUUGAGUUAUUAAAAAAAGAUGGGGAUAUGGCAUUUGAAUUUUAA